AGAUGCAGCCGCGUGUCUGUGACCAGCACGAUCGGGCGCGGGCUUGUGUGUGUGUGCCAUAUAUACAACAUUUACAUUAUACGGAAAGCACGUGGAGCGGAGGCGUAGUUUGGAUGCUGUUUAAUUGGCGCGUAAUUACGCACGGCUGCACGGUGACGCUCUUUAGGGAUUCCACCCACCGCGCGCUGCUUGGAACCGCGUGCGCGCCUGUGUGUGUGUGUGUGUGCUUUGGGCGUGGCUUCUCUCUGAAAUACUUUUUUCUCCUCUUUUUUUUUUCUUCUUCUUCCUCCACCACUUCAGUACACUCACUUCAGACACACUGGCCGCAGAGCUCCACAGCUAUACGCAUGCUGUUUAAACGCUCCACAGGUCUGCUGAUGUGAAAACAUCCAGAGAGAGACGAUGCACAGGUUUAUUAAGAUGGCUGCUUCCGCUGCUCACACUUGUGGAAUAUUCCUGGAUUACAGCAGAAAGACUUCUUUACUCCUCUGGGACUAGAAGCUGUGUGUGUUUUUCAGUGUUAUGUUCAGCCUGCCGGUUUUUUUUAGUCCUUCAACACACUUUGCUGAGAUGAAUCCGCUCUACAUCGUGAUUGAAGUAGUGAUUGCUGUUCUCUCUAUAUCCGGCAACAUACUGGUGUGCUGGGCUGUCGCGAUCAACACCACUUUGAAGAACGCCACUAACUACUUUCUGGUGUCUCUGGCUGUGGCUGACAUCCUGGUGGGUUGCCUCGCCAUCCCCUUUGCCAUCAUCAUCAGCACCGGCAUCUUUCUGGACUUCUACGGAUGCCUCUUCAUGGCCUGUUUUGUCUUGGUACUGACACAAAGCUCCAUCUUCAGCCUUCUUGCUAUUGCAAUUGACAGAUACCUGGCUGUCAAAAUCCCUCUGAGGUACAAGGAGUUGAUGACGGGAAAGACCGCCAGAGAGAUCAUCGCUAUUUUAUGGAUCCUCUCUUUUGUCAUUGGCCUCAUCCCCUUCUUCGGCUGGAACAAGAAGUACUCGAGCUGCAGCAACAACAGUUCCAAGGCGGACAACACUACAAACGCUACAAACGCUGGCCUCAUGGAGGGGCUGAGGAAUGGCGACCUACUACAGAGCUGCCACCUCAAGUGCUUCUUUGAGAGUGUGGUGGACAUGCACUACAUGGUCUACUUUAAUUUCUUUGUCUGCGUGCUGCCGCCGCUGCUCAUCAUGCUGGGCAUCUACCUGAAGAUCUUCACCGUGGCCAGGAAGCAGCUGAGACAGAUCGAGCUCAAGUGUGUGGGCAACGGGGACAGCCAUCACCACGGGCUGCUGCAGAAGGAGAUCCGGGCCGCCAAAUCCCUCUCCAUCAUCGUUGGACUGUUCGCAGUCUGCUGGCUGCCCGUCCACAUCCUCAACUGCCUCACGCUGUUUUACGAUAAGCUGGAGAAGUCAGAGGUUAUCAUGUAUAUUGGCAUCAUUCUGUCUCAUGCCAACUCCGCAGUGAACCCCAUCAUCUACGCUUACCGCAUCCAGGACUUCAGGAACACCUUCCGCAAGAUCCUGACCCAACACUUCCUGUGCCGCAGGGAGGAGCUGUACCACAGCUCCAACGGCAGCAGACGCAACAGAGACCAGAUCCACAUGACCAUCGACCCUCUGCUAUAGACAGAGUCGUGACUGAGGGGGGAGUAUUAUCGGCGUCAACUCUGUUGCUUCAGUCUUGAAUUUGAUGUUCACUGAGGUUUCUAAUGUUUACAGAACAAGGGUGUGAUAUGUGAAGAUGAACUGAUGUCAAACACGCCUUGAAUGUGGACAUUUAUUUAUGAAUCAGGGGUCAAGCAGUGAGAUGUUGAAUGGCGAGUCUUACAUAACCUUUGUAUUGUGAAGGAUUUCUGAUUUAAAAAAAAACAAAACAUGUUGAAGCUAACUGGAUUUGUAGGACUGUGUGAACAGGACCCAAACAAACUACAUUCUAUAAUGCUAUUUAUCAUUCUGAAUCCACCCUGUUUCCACUCCAAACGCUCCUCUGUUGCUCUAUUGUCAACGGUGUUUAUUCAUUUAUUUAUUACAAGACCUUAUCUUUGAGAAUGUAAAGAUCAAAAAACAGUGUGUGUCUAGAUCUGUACUUGUGAACCUAGAGAGGUACAAUGGUAGUAGUCUACAUCUGUGGUUAAUUUUGGCUCGUUGCCCUUUUUAAAAUUAAUUCAUACUCAU
Messenger RNA from Sebastes umbrosus (honeycomb rockfish), 2178 nucleotides. RefSeq names its product adenosine A2b receptor (gene adora2b). Gene Ontology annotation, molecular function: G protein-coupled adenosine receptor activity. The record is from RefSeq and is a predicted model, not a curated record. The transcript is spliced from 3 exons. Gene Ontology annotation, cellular component: membrane. Gene Ontology annotation, biological process: adenylate cyclase-activating G protein-coupled receptor signaling pathway; vasodilation; G protein-coupled adenosine receptor signaling pathway. The coding region runs from base 523 to 1629 and encodes 368 amino acids. NCBI's taxonomy places the organism in Eukaryota, Metazoa, Chordata, Actinopteri, Perciformes, Sebastidae.